This is a messenger RNA of Cydia pomonella (codling moth), 1710 nucleotides long. Its product is annotated as inositol monophosphatase 1. Gene Ontology annotation, molecular function: inositol monophosphate 1-phosphatase activity. NCBI's taxonomy places the organism in Eukaryota, Metazoa, Arthropoda, Insecta, Lepidoptera, Tortricidae. The record is from RefSeq and is a predicted model, not a curated record. The transcript has a single exon. Gene Ontology annotation, biological process: inositol metabolic process; signal transduction; phosphatidylinositol phosphate biosynthetic process. Bases 186 to 1016 code for a protein of 276 amino acids.
ACUUCAGCUGUCACUGUCAGUCAUAUCAAUGUCAAUGACUGGCGAUAGUGGAAAUUUACAGGCAUGGGUGUUUUACAAAAGUAAUCACAAUUUAUUUAUUUAAUAGUAUCAUUAAACUAGCUUGUUCUAAACAAGGUGUUGCUGUACGGUUCGUUUUUAAACCGUUCCGUGGCCACAUUCGCACGAUGGCAGAUCAGUCUGCUUUAGUCGACGAAUACUUCGAAUCAGCGCUGUCUUUGGUGAAAACUUGCGGAAACCUUAUAAAAGAUCAUAUUACUGGAUGCAAGGACUUCGUAUUAAAGUCGUGUGAUAUCGAUCUGGUGACAGAAAUAGAUAAAAAGGUAGAAGAAACUUUGGUGGGAGGGCUUUCAAAAUUAUAUGCCGACCAUAAGUUUAUCGGCGAGGAAGCGGUGUCUGAUGGCGCGAAAUGCGAGCUAACUGAUGCGCCCACAUGGGUGAUAGAUCCUGUCGACGGAACUAUGAAUUUUGUCCACGGUUUUCCACACAGCUGCAUCUCUUUGGGACUUCUUAUCAACAAGGAGGCAGUUGCUGGAAUUGUAUACAAUCCUAUCCUAGAGCAGUUGUUCACAGCAAAGAAAGGUAAAGGUGCGUUUUAUAACGGCCGUCAGAUUCAUGUGUCUCAAAUUAAGGAGUUGAGUAAAGCUUUGAUCAUGACAGAGGCUGGUACAAGUCGUGACCCUGAAAGACAGAAAGUUCUUUUUGAAAACUUUAAAAUGAUAAUUACUAAGGCCCAUGGUAUUAGAACCUUGGGAUCUGCUGCCUUGAAUAUGUGCAUGGUGGCAUUGGGAGGGGCUGAUCUUAACUUUGAGUUUGGUAUUCAUGCCUGGGAUAUAGCUGCGGGUGACAUUAUAGUCCGUGAAGCAGGUGGUGUCUGUAUUGAUCCUGCUGGCGGCCCAUUUGAUGUCCUAUCUCGUAGGGUCUUGUGUGCAAGCACUGAAGAGCUGGCACAAGAAAUGGCCAAAAAUUUGUGCCAAUUUUAUCCUGAGAGAGAUUAAAUAUAUGGAUGUGUUUUGAGUCUCAUUAGGCUAAGUUGGUUAUGUAAGUUGAUCAGUAAAUUUAAAGCAGUUAAAUCUAUUAUUACUAUUAAUUAUUAUUUUAUGGUUGAUGUGACUAGUCUGUUCUAGAAUUUACUGUACUUAAUAUUAGAAUUUAGAAUAUUAUUUAUUUAAAUCACUAUUUGAUAGUGACUCUGAUAAUACAUGUAAUGAACAGAAAUCAUACCAAAUGAAUAAAACCACAUAAUAGAAAAUGAUUUAGGGCUAGGUGAGAGUCUUGACAUUUAACCUAUUGACCGCCACAGUCGGCUCUGGCCGUCAUCAGAAAGUCUUGCCAAGGACGCCAACGUCGGCUACAGCCGACAGCUUCGCCAAUUGAAUAGGAAAUUUCGCGGAACUCCAUAAAGUUCAGUUUUGCUUAAAUAAUCGCGUCUUGCCUUUGCCUGGCGUCCGGGGCGCGGCAUAUUCCUUCGCCGUCUGGCGUUCAAGAGGUUAAGGCAUUUAUUUGUCAUGUAAUAUUUUGUUAGAAAUUACUUUUAUUAUUAAAGGGUAGGUUAUCUACCUUAAAUUAUCUGUUUUUUACUAGAACAGCUAUAAUUGUUUAUUUUUAUGCAUUUUAAUUUAUUAGAAAUUAUAAGCAUACAAAAAUGUAUAUUGUGUUGUGAUGUAAUAAAAUGAUGUAAUAUUGUAUAAA